Messenger RNA from Pseudocercospora fijiensis CIRAD86, 1623 nucleotides. RefSeq lists its product as uncharacterized. Bases 1 to 1623 code for a protein of 540 amino acids. Gene Ontology annotation, molecular function: monooxygenase activity; iron ion binding; heme binding. The transcript has 2 exons. Lineage: Eukaryota; Fungi; Ascomycota; Dothideomycetes; Mycosphaerellales; Mycosphaerellaceae. The record is from RefSeq and is a predicted model, not a curated record.
AUGGCGGUGGAAAAUCUUCCAACGCAUGCUCUGCUUGCCGUUGCAGCUGGCAUAGCUAGCCAUGUCUUCUACUUCCGCAUCGGCGAACAUCACAUGUACGGCGUGCGAUAUAUCCAAGGAUUCUUGGCCGCUUGCAUUGGCAGCAUGAUCUACCUCACCAAUGCCGUGGGACACUCGCUCCCUUCCGCAGCAAGGACAGUGGGAGCCCUUGCAGUAUGCUGGCUGGUGGGCGUGUACUCGAGUCUGAUUGUCUAUCGACUGUUUCUUCACCCUCUUAGGAAGUUCCCCGGCCCAUUUGGCGCCCGCGUCGGAAUGCUAUGGUUCACAGCACAACUUGGGAAACUUGACGGCUACCGCCACCUUCACGGAUUCCACAAGAAGUAUGGCAAGUUUGUCCGGAUCGGAGCCAAUGUGCUGUCAAUUACGGAUCCCAACAUCAUGCAACUGGCUUACGGACCCGAUACGAAAGUUGUCAAGGGCGAUUGGUACGAUGGUGCUGCUCCGCAUCACAGCAUGCACACCGUUCGAGACAAAGGCAUGCACGACCGAAGGCGACGAGUCUGGGCUCCUGCCUUUAGCGACAAGGCUCUUCGCGAGUAUGAGCCGAGGGUUCGUGAAUUCAAUGACAAGCUUGUGGCCAUAAUCGGGGAGAAGCAAGGCAAACCUAUGAAUAUGUCUGACUGGUUUGCACUCUAUGGGUUCGAUGUGAUGGGCCGCCUAGCAUUUGGAAAGGAUUAUCAUAUGCUUGACAACGGGAAGAGACACUGGGCGAUCGACUUGAUGACCGAAGGAAUGACGUUCAGCGGCUUGAGGUUUCCGACGUGGGUAUUUCGAGUUCUGCUUGAAAUUCCCGGGCUUGCGGCUGGGUACCACAAAUUCUUGAAGUUUUGUUCUGGUGAGAUUAAGUGGAGGGUUGAAAAUGCCGAGAAGUCAGGCAAGGAUAUCACAGGAUGGCUCCUGAAGGCCUACACAAAUGAGAAGCAUCCGGAGGCGGACCCAAUGCUUCAGGGUGAUGCUCGUCUUAUCAUCGUCGCUGGUUCGGACACGAGUUCCGCUACUCUGACAUAUCUUUUCUAUGAGCUUGCGAAAGAUCCAAGCCAAGUCAAAAAGCUCAGAGAAGAAAUCAAACCAUUGAUUCAUGAUGGCUGGACCGAUAAAGACCUCGUGAACGCUCCCCAUUUGAAUGGAGCGAUCAACGAGACGCUACGACUUCAUCCUCCUGUACCAUCAGGAAUCUACAGGCGGACGCCACCGGAAGGCCUUCACGUUGGCGAUGUCUAUAUCCCAGGCGACACCACGUUCUUCACACCACAGUUUCCCAUGGGCCGUGACGAGGACAACUACGCAGCCGCUGAGUCGUUCGUUCCGGAAAGAUGGUAUUCCAAGCCCGAGAUGGUCAAGCACCCAGAUGCAUUUGCUCCAUUCUCGAUGGGUCCAUUCAACUGCAUAGGUCGGAAUCUUGCCCGCAUGGAACUUCGAACACUGACAACCCAGUUACUGCUCAAGUAUGAUGUGCAUUUCGCUGAUGGCGAGGAUGGGACCAGGUUGUUGACAAAGACUAAGGACCAUUUCACGUUGACUGUUGGUCAACUAGAUCUGGUCUUCACUCCAGCCACGAGCUGA